UUCACACUUCACAAAUCACAAUUCAUUUGAAAGUUCAUGGAAAUGAAAAUAUUAUUAAUUUUAUGUUAUAUAAAACAAUUAAAGCUAAUUAUUUAAUUCCUUGAAAUUCAUUAAUGAAGUAAUACGUAUAAAAAUUAAACAAACCUAUAAAAUAAGCAUAAAAUGUUUGUGUGAAUUUGUUCAUUAUAAGUUUACUUUUUGCACAACAUAAUUUUAAAACAUGUGUGGCAUAAUUUGUGAAAUUUUGUAUAAACCAGUUACUAGCAUUUUUAAGGAUGAAGUACAAUUACAACGAAUUAAAAAUAGAGGGCCAAAUUGUGUCCACUCUUGUUCAGUUAAAAUAAAUAACAUUGUUAUAUCUUUUUGUGGUGCAGUGUUAUGGACCCAAGGCCAAAAACUAACUCCACAACCUAUAGAAAAUGAACAAGGUGUGCUUCUUUUUAAUGGUGAUAUUUAUGAUGAAACAUGGAUCACCAAAUACAGUGAUACUCAGAUCAUUAUGGAAAAAUUAAGUAAUUGUGAAUCCUCACAGGAAAGAAUAAUACAGGUAAUCAAAUCAUUAAAAGGGCCAUUUUGCAUAAUAUAUUAUGAUAAAUUAUCAAAAGUCCUUUAUUUCACAAGAGAUAAGAUUGGAAGAGGGAGUUUAUUAAUGCAUAAAACAGACCACUCAAUUGUAAUAAGCAGUGUUUUAGGAAGAAAAUAUACAUGCAUAGAAAUACCAGCUUCUAAUAUAUACCAAUUAGAAGUACUAAAUAAAGUAAUAACCAGAUUUUAUUGGGAUUCUGAGCUCAUAGAAGAAUAUAGUUUCAAUGAUUGGACUCAAAAUAUUGAGUUGCUACAGAAUUUACCGGAUGAUGAAUUUAUUAUUAAUUUGGAUGUUGAAACAGAUCUGAAUAUUGAAGAUGACACUUUGAAUUUUAUUGAUGAAGUUUCAAAGAAAUAUAAUUCCAAGCAAGAAAUAAUGAAGCAACUUUUAACACAUACAACAAUAUUAAAAGCCGUUCAAAAAUUAUUGCAAUUACUAGAGCAAAGUGUUAAAGUGCGUCUAGAGAAGCAUCCAAACAAGUGUAAAAAUUGUUUAAACGAAGAUAUAGACUGUUCACAUUGUACAGUGGGAAUUUUAUUUUCUGGAGGCUUAGAUUGCACAAUUUUAGCAUAUCUAGCAGAUAAAUAUGUAUCUAAAGAUCAACCAAUUGACUUAAUCAAUGUUGCUUUUAAAACGGAAAAUUGUACAACAUAUGAUGUACCAGACCGUAUCACUGGUAAGAAUUCAUAUGAAGAGCUGAAAACGAAUUGUAGUUCAAGGAACUGGGUUUUCCGGGAGGUUAAUAUACCAAAAGAAGAAUUAGAAGCAUGUCAAAGUACUACUAUAGCAGAUCUAGUAUUUCCAAGGAAGACUAUUUUGGAUGAAAGCUUAGGUUCGGCUCUCUGGUACUCUGCUUGGGGGCACAAUAAUGAGGGUACCUCACCAUGUCGGGUUCUGCUACUAGGAUCAGGAGCUGAUGAGCUAUUUGGUGGCUACACCAGACACAGAAAUGUGUUCAAAAGACAGGGGUGGACAGGAUUAGUUAAAGAGCUGUGCCUAGAGUGGAGCAGAAUUUCCUACCGUAACCUAGCCAGAGAUAAUAGAGUUAUCUGUGAUCAUGGUAGAAUACCAAGGCUGCCAUAUUUAGAUGAAGAUUUUUCAGGAUAUGUUUUAAAGUUGAAGCCAUGGCUGAGAUGCUUUCCCAGUGAACAUUUAGGAAUGGGUAUUGGAGAUAAAUUAUUGCUACGACUUUUAGCAACGCAUCUCGGACUAAUAAAAGUAGCGACACUACCUAAGCGUGCUUUGCAAUUUGGAUCAAGAAUUGCAAAUAAGAAACAAAAAGGCAGUGAUAUUUCCAAGAAUUUGCAAUAAAAAAAUAAACAAAAAUUGUUAUUUGUAUCAUUGUUGAAGGCAAAACACGGUUUCUAAGCUGAAAGGAAUUAGAAUAAGAUUUAGCAAGAAAGAUCAUACAGACAUACCAAGCAAGAAGGACAUGGCCAGGAGUGAAAACCGUUGACACGGAAUAUAAUAAAAAUCUUGCCAAAUGUGUUGCUAAGCGCAAAACUCGAUAACGGCUGAGAUUUUUCUAACGUUCUGCUUAUAACUGCUUUAAUUUUCAAUUUAAGGUAAAAAAUAUACAUAAACAUAUUUGUGGCAGAAACUAUUUCUGAGACAUCGCGAAAACUAUGCGUCCUACAAAAAAAAAUGUCCCAAUAAAAAAAUUUGCAUCCUCUACCUAUUAAAUGCAAUUUUCGGUCCAUAAAUAGGUACUCCUCCUCUAUUAAAUAAAAUAGUUUCGUUUUUUUGCGGUUGACUAAACAUCGACGAGUAUGAUAACAACAUUAUUGCGGUAAUUGUAAUCUAUAUUAUGGUAUAAAGGAUACCUAAUUUGUAUGGGAAUAUUUUCUUAUCAGCAUUCUGUUUGGUUUUGCGCAAGUUACUAAAGCUCGGUUCCUAUAUAAACUCACCAUUUCAGCAUUACCAACAAAGUAUUGAGAUCUGUGAAUUGAAAUACUUCUUCACAGUCACCUAACUGUUGAAAAUCCAAAAAUAUAAAAAUGAGUGACUUUGUGUUCGACGCGAUACGUUCGCUGUUAAUAAAUAAUAAGUAGCAAAAAUACUGCAGAUCUUGAAGAAUAUUUAUUGGAAAAUUUUCAUCUGUCAGCAGCUGCUAAGUGCUAGGAAUACCAAAGACGAAUUCAGUGAUUCAAAGUAAACAAAAAAUGGUGUCUCCGUAACCAAUAAUGGGCGAAAGAACCAUGAAAACUUUAAUCGGUUGAAAAUCAAAAUGCCGCACAGUGGGACAGAACGGUAUAAAUAAACCAAGAUCAAGUGUUUUGGAAAUUAUUUUUUGUUAUAAAAUAUUUAAAUAACAAUUAGUUACCUACUUCACUAAGUACUUAAAACUACUUGUAGAAUAAAAAAAAUAGUUUGGAAAAUCCAAAAGUGCACGCCUCAUAAUCUCAUCCUUUACAAUAAAAUUGAUUAUUUAUAAAGAG
Molecule: messenger RNA, 3024 nt
Organism: Colias croceus (clouded yellow)
Lineage: Eukaryota; Metazoa; Arthropoda; Insecta; Lepidoptera; Pieridae
Product: asparagine synthetase domain-containing protein CG17486
Exons: 8
Coding region: 221-1897 (558 amino acids)
Molecular function (GO): asparagine synthase (glutamine-hydrolyzing) activity
Source: RefSeq, a predicted model, not a curated record